Cervus elaphus (red deer) is the source of this 588-nucleotide messenger RNA. RefSeq names its product histone H2A type 1-B. Lineage: Eukaryota; Metazoa; Chordata; Mammalia; Artiodactyla; Cervidae. Gene Ontology annotation, molecular function: DNA binding; structural constituent of chromatin; protein heterodimerization activity. The coding region runs from base 56 to 448 and encodes 130 amino acids. Gene Ontology annotation, cellular component: nucleosome. The transcript has a single exon. The record is from RefSeq and is a predicted model, not a curated record.
AGACCACUUUUUUUUCUGCUUUUCCUGUGGUGGUUGUGCUAUUUCUUAGCUUACCAUGUCUGGGCGCGGGAAGCAAGGAGGGAAAGCUCGUGCCAAGGCUAAAACUCGCUCUUCGCGGGCCGGGCUCCAGUUCCCCGUGGGCCGAGUGCACCGGCUGCUCCGCAAGGGGAACUACUCCGAGCGGGUCGGGGCCGGGGCCCCGGUGUAUCUGGCGGCGGUGCUGGAGUACCUGACGGCCGAGAUCCUGGAGCUGGCGGGCAACGCUGCCCGGGACAAUAAGAAGACCCGCAUCAUCCCGCGCCACCUACAGCUGGCUAUCCGCAACGACGAGGAGCUCAACAAGCUGCUGGGUCGUGUGACCAUCGCUCAGGGUGGUGUCCUGCCCAACAUCCAGGCGGUGCUGCUGCCCAAGAAGACUGAGAGCCAUCACAAGGCAAAGGGCAAGUGAAACGUUUAGCAGUAUUAAUAUUCCCAGUUCUGAAAAACAAAGGCUCUUUUAAGAGCCACCCACUUUUUCUGGGAAGUGCUGGAAUACUUAGAGUAUAGGAGGCGUGUUCCAAUGAAAACGAAUAAAUUUUCUGAGCUAAC